This is a messenger RNA of Lates calcarifer (barramundi perch), 3418 nucleotides long. It is a transcript of the gene pkp2, whose product is annotated as plakophilin 2. Gene Ontology annotation, cellular component: plasma membrane; nucleus; adherens junction. Gene Ontology annotation, molecular function: intermediate filament binding; protein kinase C binding; cadherin binding. The transcript is spliced from 13 exons. Bases 301 to 2673 code for a protein of 790 amino acids. Gene Ontology annotation, biological process: intermediate filament bundle assembly; cell-cell junction assembly; heart development. The record is from RefSeq and is a predicted model, not a curated record. Lineage: Eukaryota; Metazoa; Chordata; Actinopteri; Centropomidae.
AAAAUGAAAGUACUUACAUAAAGUAUUUAUGUCAAAAUUAAGUGCAAUAUUAUUCGAGUAGAUAUACUUAGUUACGUUCCACACUGGUUUUAACAGUGAAAAGUAACAACCGAUACCACCCAGCAGCGACACCUGACACCUCAGGUGCGUCGCCUGUGGCCCCGCCCUCCCCAGUGGCAGUACGUCGGGACGACCCACCUGAGUGAGCCGAGGGACAACAAAGCAGGACUGAACAUUCACCCUGUCCAGUUAAAUGAAUCGACCGGCUUGAACUCUUCGCGGAUUUGGAUUUUGUUCACCAUGGACGAGGUGUUUUUUAAAUCGGCGUUACCUGCCCAGGACUCUUUCGUGCUGGAUGACACGAGUCUGGCUCUGCCGGCCGAGCCGAGCGCACGAUCCUCGACGAAACUUGACUCGAACGACCGGAGUCUGCGCGUUCAUCAGCAAGUUCAGCUCACACUGGCACGGAGGGCGAAGAAGCCUGUGUCAAAUGGAGGCGUCCAUUUACAGAAGAGCACAGCAAAGAGCUUUGAUGCUGUAGAUGGACUUUUACCAAACAUGAAGUUUUCACAGGUGAAUGGAUUGUCCUUCACCAACCACUCUCUUUCAAGCAGCCAUAUACGAAGGCCAUCCAGGAGGGUGGAGGUGUCUCCACCGCCGAGCCCAGGGUUAUCUCGAGGUCGCUUCAGUUACAAUGUCCACCGUUUUGGGACGUACACCCUCCCAGCACCCAGUCAGUCUCACAAGGUAAACCCUCUGCAGAACUCAGACACGUUUCGUCGCUACGCCUUCUCCGAGGCGCCUCGCGCCACGCUGCCUCGUGCCUCCACAUCUGCUUACGGGAGCUUCCGCCAGAGGUCGCUGAGACAGAUCGCGGGGCAGCAGCCUGUGUUUGCAAACGCAGCAUUUCAGCAAAGUGGCGGCUACAGCUCUCACUGGAAUCGUAACCAAAGUGUUGUCAAAAAGGAGAGCCGUGCCGUGCAGGGAAACAGCUGUGAUAUGAUGCUUGGUGCAGCCCAGCAUGAUGAAGGCCUGUCCUGGUUUGCUCAAGUCAGGAAUGAUGGCCUGGGGCUCCGCAGACUGAACUCAUACCCGCCCUCAGUCGUCAGCAUGGAGGUGGAUGUGGGGAGGCAGAUGGGGGAAGAACUCCCCAUUCAGCCAAUACAGGCUCAGACAGUCACGACUCUGAAGUCAGAGAACAAGCCUCCAGAGAUGACGUUGGAGAGGGCCGUGAGCCUGUUGUCCCAGGAUGAUGAGGAAACACUGAUCUGUGCAGCUAGCCACAUACAGAAUCAAUGUUUCAAGAGCGCAGAUGCUAAAAGGAUGGUGUACUAUCUCCAUGGAAUUGGAAAGCUCCUGCAGCUCCUCCACAACGACAACGAGGAGGUGCAGCGUGUCGCCGCUGGGUCGCUGCGUAACAUCGUUUACCAGAGCAACGAAAACAAGAUGGAGGUGAAGGAAAAUGAAGGCUUGGCUAUCAUUUUAGGUGCACUGAAGAGCAGCCGCGAUGUGGAGACCAGACGACAACUUGCUGGUCUUUUGUGGAACCUCUCCUCUCAUGACCUUUUGAAGGAGCGCCUCUCAAAAGAAGCCUUAAACAUCCUCACCCAGUCGGUCCUCGUGCCCAGCUCUGGCAUUUCUGAAGGCGAGAACCCAAAAGACGACCUCCUAGCUGAUGCUGAAGUUUUCCACUAUGCUACAGGCUGCCUGCGGAAUCUGAGCUCUGCUGGUCCGGAUGGCAGGAAAGCAAUGAGGGACUGUGAGAAUCUUAUUGAUUCUCUGGUCUACUACGUUCGGGGAACCAUAGCUGACUAUAAGACAGACGACAAGUCCACAGAGAACUGCGUCUGCAUCCUGCACAACCUGUCUUAUCAGGUAGAGGCAGAACUUCCCAAGAAGUACACCAAAGAUCUCACAGAGUCCCGACAAAACUUGGCACACAGGCCAAAGACCGUCAGCUGCUUCCCUUCACGCAGUGCCAAGAUCACAGAGCAUCUGGAGCGACAGAGCCCUCUGCUGGAGGAGAAGGCUAACCCCCGGGGCAUAGAGUGGCUGUGGAGCGCCAUCACCAUCCGCAUGUACCUGUCACUGAUCGCCCGCAGCGUGCGCCACUACACCCAGGAGGCUGCCAUCGGAGCCCUGCAGAACAUCACAGCCGGGAACGGAGCGGUGUCUGAAGCCAUCGCUUUCACAAUAGUUCAGCGGGAAAACGGUCUUCAGCAUGUAAAGAAGAUGUUACAGGAGGGAGAGAGUGCCGUGAGGAGGACGGCCAUAUCUCUAAUAAGAAACCUCUCUCGCUACCAGGAGCUGCAUCCUGACAUUGUGAACCAGGUGUUGCCAGAGGUGGCGGGGAUGCUGCCCAACAACGACACCGGCACCGACCUGCCCACCGAGGUGACGGCCUCUCUGUGUCACAUCCUGAUUAACCUGAGUCAGAGCGACAUGCAGCACGUCCGGGCCAUCGUCAACCAGGGAGCCCUACCGAAGAUCAUCAACAUCAGCAGCAAAGACAACGGUUAUGGACCAAGCAGAGCGGGUCAGGCUGCAUGUGUCCUGCUGCACACCAUGUGGAAAUACACCGACCUCCAUGGGGCCUACAAGAAGUGUGGGUACAGGAAAACUGAUUUUGUUAACGCGAGAACGACAAAGGCUGUGAACUCUGGACGAAACUGAGCUGAAGAUCUUUUACACCAAACUCCAAACUGCACUUGUUAACAGUAACAGCACUUCCUGUGUCUGUGUCAGUUUAGUAAAAUAAGCCUUGGAUUUUUUUUCCUCAGUGCUGCAGAUAAAAAACUGUAAACUAUUCCUGCAUUUCUCUUAAAAGUCCCAUGAAAUAGCUUUAAAACAGUUAUUAUCUGAUGUGUUUGAAUGUGUUGCUCUGUUAGUGUUGAGUGGAAACAGGAAAAGAGAGAGGUUGAAGAGCAUUAAUGAAGAGCCAUUUUUAAUUUCAUGGGACCUUCAAAGCACGUUCUAGUUUGUUAACAUUCCUCAUCAGAUUUGCAUAAGACUUCUGGUCCGCUGCCUUCGUGCCUCAUGUUCAGAAAAACUCCUGACAGAUGAAUGUAGAAAUCUCUCUAGCAGCGAUAAUGAAUGAUAUUCAAAGUAUUCAUUUAUGUUUGUCUGUGUUUUUUCUUUGACGGCAGCUUGACAGUCAAUGAUACUGUUAUGUGUUUUUAAACACUGCAGGUAAUCAUACAAAGAACCACAAUGAGAAAAAAUUUAAUAUUUACACUAAAGACAUAGUGAAGGAUGAAGAUCAAUCAGACUAUUACACUGUUAAUAUAUGUAUAUAAAUGUAUUUUAAGACAGAAUGACUUCCCACUGUAACAUACAACAAGCUGAUCUUCUGCUCUGCCUUCGUGAGUUCAUUUAUUCAAAUGAAUAAACUGUUUUGACUUGUUCAUUUUCCACUGCA